This is a messenger RNA of Nymphalis io (European peacock), 747 nucleotides long. RefSeq lists its product as uncharacterized. Lineage: Eukaryota; Metazoa; Arthropoda; Insecta; Lepidoptera; Nymphalidae. The record is from RefSeq and is a predicted model, not a curated record. Bases 1 to 747 code for a protein of 248 amino acids. The transcript is spliced from 5 exons.
AUGUCGGCUAAAGUGACGCUUUCACUAUUUCUUGCGUUAUUUGCAUUUGCAAACAGUGCGAGUAUUUUAGAUUACCUGGAUUGGGACGAUGGGAAGAAGCUGAUAGAGGUACCGGAGUUAAGGAAUGACCAGCCAAAUAGAAAUUGCAUGUGUAAAGGACCAGCCUGCGUUUGUUGCGUUGAUUUCAACAUAACAUUUGUUGACCUUGGAGGACCAGGUUGCGUUCACAUGAAAUACUUAUCACCUGAAGAUGGGUUCUCAGUUAACGUUUCGUAUGGAAAAAAUCUUUUACACUCUUCUAAGAUACAAGGUAAAAAUCCAGCACCAAUAUGUCUAGAAGUCUUUGGCAAAUUUGCGCAAGUAUGUGCAAAAUUCAGUGACCUAGCGCCUACUUCUGAUGGCCUACGCGGAUGUCUCGAGCUGGAGCCAAAGUUACUUGGAGAGAGUCAGUUGGAAUUCCCAAUAGGCUGUUUCAAAUCUAAUGCAGGUAGCAUGGAAAUGGAAGAUCCACCAGCGGAACCUGAAGAAACAACAGAAGAAACUACGACGGAAAAUAGCAACACUUUUGACGCAGAAUCAUUUUUAAUCAAUAUCUAUCAAACAGCGGAACAGAGUGUUGCAUUUCUUAACAGCCUUCUAGAUUUUCCUCUGAGAAGAAAUGAAACAACAACAAUCAAACCAAGUACAGAACCGGAGACUUCUCAGAGAAGAGCUCCCAAAUAUUUAAAACAUCCAAAUCAAUUGUGA